AUGGCGCAUCCAAUGUCCCUCCGAGACCGACAGGUCGCUUCCAUUCAAAAGCUCCUGAACCUCAACCAUGACCCGCGCCCCACAGAUGAUGGUUCUCAUGACCCAUCAGGACAGGCUGGUCUUGUUUCCACACCUAUCCUGAACGAAGAUGGUGAUCCCAUCUGGAAGGUCCUGGUCUUUGAUGGUAUGGGCCGAGACGUUAUCAGCAGCGUGUUGCGGGUCAAUGACCUUCGAGCUUGGGGAAUCACUAUACACCUAAACAUCAACUCUCAACGAUACCCAAUCCCAGACGUCCCCGUGGUCUAUCUGGUCGAACCCAACGAAGCCAACACCCAAGCUAUCACUCGUGAUCUCUCGAGUGGCCUCUACUCUCCCGCCUAUGUCAACUUCCUCUCCUCUGUUCCCCGUCCACUUCUCGAGGACUUCGCCUCCCAAAUAGCCACCUCCGGCGCAUCAGAGAACAUCGCUCAGGUCUUUGACCAAUACCUCAAUUUCAUUGUCGCAGAGCCAGAUCUCUUCAGCCUCGGACUUGGUAAUGACGUCUACUAUAAACUCAACAGCGCUAAAUCAAGUAAUGCGGAACUGGAUGAUGUGAUCGAUAAGGUAGUGAGCGGUCUGUUCAGCGUGAGCGUCACAAUGGGUUCGAUCCCAAUUAUUCGAUCCCCGAAGGGUGGUGCAGCUGAGAUGAUCGCCACUAAGCUUGAUCGCAAACUCCGAGAUCACAUUCUCAACUCCAAGGACAAUCUCUUCUCCGGCAACCAGAGAGCUCUGCCGGGCGUCCCCUCGAGCCGACCAGUUCUGAUUGUCAUGGAUCGAAAUGUCGACUUGGUUCCCAUGCUAUCGCACUCUUGGACAUAUCAAUCCCUCGUACAGGACGUCCUCCAAAUGCGCUUAAAUCGAAUCACCCUCGAUGAUGAGCUACAGUCCGGCAAAGUCUCGAAGAAAUCCUACGAUAUUAAUAGCAACGAUUUCUUCUGGCUACGAAAUGCGGGCGCACCUUUUCCCCAAGUGGCCGAAAAUAUUGAUGCCGAACUAACACGGUACAGAGAAGAUGCAUCCGAUAUCACGAGAAAGACCGGUGCUUCCUCGAUUGAAGAUCUUCAGAAUGAUAGCAGCUCUUCCGCAAAUCACCUCAAGGCUGCCAUUACGCUGCUUCCCGAAUUGCGAGAGCGUAAAGCCACUCUCGAUAUGCACAUGAACAUUGCCACCGCCCUACUGAAGGGAAUCAAAGACCGACAGCUGGACGGCUUCUUCGAGCUGGAGGAAAAUAUCACAAAACAAACCAAGUCACAGCUUCUUGAGCUGAUUAAUGAUCCUACCAAGGGAAACAACCCGGAGGACAAGUUGCGUCUCUUCGUUAUUUGGUUCAUCAGCAGCGAGACUGAGUUGAGUCGCGCUGAGAUCAGCGAAUUCGAGGAGGCUCUGACUAAGGCCGGUGUCUCGGAUGUGACGCCAAUCGCAUAUCUUCGACAGGUUCGCGAGCUCACACGCAUGACUAUGAUGACCACCGCUGCACCCGAACAACAGUCCAACGACCUUUUCCGCGGCUUCUCAUCCCUCUCCAAUCGCCUCACAGACCGCAUCACAUCCAGCGGCCUGGGCGCUAACUUCGACACCCUUCUUUCUGGCGUUAAGAACUUCCUCCCCGCCAACAAGGACCUUACCGUGACGAAAAUCACAGAGUCCAUUAUGGACCCCACCGCUGCUUCUAGUUCGGCAAUCGCCAAGACCGAGAACUACCUCUACUUCGACCCGCGGAGUGCCAACGCGCGUGGCGCCAUGCCUCCGGGUUCUGCAUCCCGAGGCCAGCAAAUGCCCGGUGGGAUCCAAGGCCCUGGAACUGGUGCUACCUUCGGCCAACGUCGCCAGGCCUUCAAUGAAGCCAUCGUGUUCACGGUUGGCGGUGGAAGCAUGGAUGAAUAUGGUAACUUGCAGGACUGGGUGGCUCGAACAAGUGGGCCACAGGCGGACGGUGCGGCGGCGGCUAAUCGCAGCGCUGCGGCUGGUGUUCGCCGUCGGGUUGUCUACGGAAGUACGGACUUGAUGAAUGCCAGUGAAUUCUUGUCUGAUUCAUUGAUGCCGCUGGGCAGAGAGUGCUAA
This is a messenger RNA of Penicillium waksmanii, 2100 nucleotides long. RefSeq names its product syntaxin-binding protein (gene sly1). Bases 1 to 2100 code for a protein of 699 amino acids. Gene Ontology annotation, biological process: intracellular protein transport; endoplasmic reticulum to Golgi vesicle-mediated transport. The record is from RefSeq and is a predicted model, not a curated record. Gene Ontology annotation, cellular component: Golgi membrane; cytosol. Gene Ontology annotation, molecular function: syntaxin binding. Lineage: Eukaryota; Fungi; Ascomycota; Eurotiomycetes; Eurotiales; Aspergillaceae. The transcript has 4 exons.